AUGGAGGUUGACAAUAUGAGUCCCUUAUUAGAUAUUCCUCUUGAAGUACUUCUCCAGAUAACUUCCUACCUUACAACUUCGGAUUAUGGAAAUCUUCGCCAUGUUUGUCGGCGACUGGAGGAGUCUCUCCUUCAGUCAUUCACCCACGAGUUCUUCACGAAGAGGCAGUUCAUGAUUAGCGAAUUCAGCCUUGGCGCACUCGUAGACAUCUCUAAGUCUAGAUUCGCGCCUAGCCUUUCCCAUCUGAUCAUUAGCAUUGAGCGUCCUCCUAUACCACCUAGUCUACCAGUUCACAUGCAGGUCUUUUCCGAUGUUGAACAAGCACUGCGGUAUAAUAAGAUGCGUGAAGAACACAUGAGCCAUCAAGCCUUAAUCACCACAGGUCGAGACCUCCAACUUCUCACUGAAGCUCUUUGCAAUCUACCCAACCUCAAAACAAUCGGACUACGUGACUUCAACUCCUCUGGCCGAUAUCGCGAUGGGGCAGACAAUACCUGGCACGCCUAUGGGGCCCCAACAUUCCUCUGGGAGACAAACUAUCCUCUUGAUCAACCACGAUUUGGAGGUCGCCAUCUUGACUCUAGCUUGGUAGAAUCACGUAUACAAUACGUUUCCCACGUAUUCUUGACCAUGCUUCGAGCCCUAGGCAAGGCUAAAGAAACACAUAGCCCUACUCAGCUGGAGGUAAUCCUUAGAAACUGUCAUCUCCCGAGUUUGGCAUUCAACGUGCCUCGUUAUCUUGAAUCGACGAUUACACCCUUUCUCAAAGACCUCAAGACGCUCUUCCUAGAUCUGGGACCUGCGUCAUUUUCUACCCUAGUUAUUAACAACGGGGGAAAUUACCAGGGCUAUCUUGGCCUCACUCUUGUGACAUUCCUGUCGAAGACGACAUCUUUAGAACACUUGAGAUUGAAUUUCCGGAGCUGCGCUAAAGAUGAAACGAGGGACCUUCUCCAGUGGUUGAUUCGUACGCCUGAGUCCCCGGGUGGCUCAAAACACCAAGGGAUUGAGCAUCUAGAGGAGCUUGAAAUUGGAAUGAUAACUAUCGAGCCGUCUCUCCUUCUCAGCAUUUACAAGAGGUUUAAGCCAAGUCUACGCAUAAUCUCUCUGCACAAGGUCACCUUCUCUAUUGAAUCACAAAACCAGGUUGCGGAUAGGGUCAACCUUUGGGCUUCAUUCUUCGGACAGAUGGCGAAACUCAAAUUCAACCUCACCGUCAUACGACUCUCCUUCUUAAAACAGAUACAUUUGAUGUCCCCGUAUUCGAUAGAAUUCAAAGAUAAGAACCACACUUCAAGUGAUCCAAUCUCCGGUACAGAAUGGAAAGGCAAUGACUUCGAGCGUUCUUCGGGAGAAUUGAUUGACUCAAUGUCUGUUAAUUGGCCUCCUGACCAGGAUAUGCAGGAGGACAGCAAUACUUCACCAUCCGAAGAUGAUGAUGAUGAUAUUGAUGACGAGUAG
This is a messenger RNA of Daldinia childiae, 1461 nucleotides long. Its product is annotated as F-box domain-containing protein. The transcript has 4 exons. Lineage: Eukaryota; Fungi; Ascomycota; Sordariomycetes; Xylariales; Hypoxylaceae. The record is from RefSeq and is a predicted model, not a curated record. The coding region runs from base 1 to 1461 and encodes 486 amino acids. Gene Ontology annotation, molecular function: protein binding.